UCCUCCCCUUUUCGGCUGGGAAGCUGCCUGCCACAACCGUGUCCAUCUAGGAAUGCUCCUUCAGUUGGGACUUCUUGUUUGUUUUCUGGCUAGGUGAUAGCAGUCGUCAUGGAUCUCUUCACAGACAUGGAGAUACUCUGUGACCUGAUGGAAGCUUCAAGCAGACGACGUGUCUCUGUUUACCUGAUCCUUGAUGAGAAGUACUUAAAGUAUUUUAUAGAGAUGUGCAGUAAAAUGGUUAUUAACAAGGACCAUUUCCCAAACAUGCAAGUGCGGUGUGUGAGUGGAGACACAUAUUACAGUAAAGCAGGCAAGAAAUUUGAAGGUCAAGUCCUGGAGAAGUUUGUACUAAUAGAUUGUGACCACGUUCUUGCUGGUACAUACAGUUUUACUUGGCUUUGCAGUCAAGUUCACACCUGCUUGGUGACACACUUCCGAGGCAAAAUCGUUGAGGACUUUGACAGAGAAUUCCGAAGCUUGUACGUAGAAUCCAAACCUGUGCCUGGUUUCUGUAUCCCUGAGGCUGGAACAAGCUCCACUUCACCUCACAGCUCAGCAGGGAACUUCCAGUCUCUCUUAAAACCCACCCAAACGAAUGAAGCUGAAACCGCAAGCCAUGCAAGCAGUCUCUCAAAUUCAAGCAUUGAGAGCAUAAAGAUGUCUCCUUUUCUGAAGAACUCCACCUACAAUGUACUCCUUGAAAAGCAAGACGUGGGUCCUGGUUUCACCUGUGAAAAGAGAAAGGAAGCCAUCGGCUCCAUAAAGCCAAGCGACUCCAAGCAGUACUUGGAAAUGUCAAACUCUAGCCACAGCACUUCAGCUAAAUUCAAGUCUGCCUUAUAUGACAAGCCUAAUCCUAAAUCACAGCAGGCAUCCUUGAAGCCGGUGUCUUUCCCCAUACUAAGCUGCAGUGAACCUAGUCAUCUAGAAAAUAAGGCAUUGGCUAAAACUAAAAAUGACCAAUUGCUCCAUCACUCUGCCAUCAGACAGGGACCAAACUUACAAUCCCCCUCUGAGAACACUGGUACAAAUGGGGCAAAUACCAAGCAGAAAGCGCCCAGUGAUGUUUCAAGUGGAAAAGCAAUAGAAAGCAGCAGCAAUAUAUGCAGGAAUGAGAGAAAGCUGACUCUUGGACAUAGUAAACUGGACCUGAUUAUCCAAUACAACCAGUUAAAAAGGGAGCGGACAGCUGCAGUCCCAAGCUCUGCUCGACUCGGCGAUGAAGUGCCAAAGGAAAAUAGCUGCACUAAACACAGGGAUGAGAAAACACUGACUCUUGGACACAGCAAACUGGAUCUGAUCACAAGCUAUAACAAAUCCAAAUCUAAGCAAAUAUCGAGUCGAUUUGAGCCCUGACCUGUUCUCUCUUGUCCUAGGGUGCGUCUACACUUACAGCGCUGCAGCAGCGCACUUGCACUGGCCCAGCUGUGCCGCGGUAGCACUUGGUGAAGACGCUCACUACUCGGACGGGAGAACGUCUCUGGCAGCACAGGUACACCUCUGCGAGAGGCGGCACUUGUGUUGACAGGAGAAGCCCCCCCACUGACAUAGCGCUGCCUACACUGGGGGUUGGGUCAGUGUAACGACAUCGCUCAGCGACUUAGUUACACUGACGUACAUUUGUAGUGUAGACCAGGGCCUAGUUCUCCAAUCUCAUUCCCAGAGUUACCAUAAUUUUUUUCUGAUAGUUUUAUCUUGUGUCAGUUUGAAAACAAAUACAAAACACAGAGUAACAUGAUGAAAUAAUCCAGGCUUCUCCAUUCCUUUAGCCCAUUUUACUACAAGCUUUAUUUUAAAAAUAAUCAUUUGAUGUCAUCAUAUAUAGUUCUUUGACUGGUUCUUGGUGAUUUAACAAAGGUUCUGGUUAAAUUAAGAGUGUUUAAAGAUUUUCUUUUCCUAUAUCAAUUUUGUUGACCGCUGACCUGAUGUUAUGACUAAGGCUACGAUUUUAUCACGGAACUCUCGGAAUCCGUGGCUUCCAGAGACCUCUGUGACUUCAGCCCUGCAAGUGGUACGCGGACCCCCCGCAGCUGAGCUCUCCAUUUUGUCACGGAUAUAUUUAGUAAAAGUCCUGGACAGGUCACUGCUUCCGUGAAUUUUUUACUUUAUUGCCCGUGCCGACCUGUCCGUGCCUUUUUUCUAAAAAUACCUGUGACAAAAUCUUAGCCGUAUUUAUGACCUAUGAGCCUAUCUCAUGUCUCUUGGGUGAUUUUAUGCUUGCUAGAGGUAAAAUGACAUAAUAGGAGCAUAAGUUUGUAUGAAUGUGGGUGUAUGGCUUGUUAGCCUGGAACAUGCAUGGGGACAAAUAGGUGAACAUAAGUAUAUGGGUUAUUAAGCUUGCUAAAAUUUAGGGGCCUAUCAUAUUAGGUUAAGGCUUUGUGGAAGUAAUUAUAUUAAAGGCUGAAGUGUAGCUGAAAUGAGAGAAAUCUAAGAAGAUAAUCCCAGGUCAAAUAUUUUUUACUUUUAUUCUGAAACACAAUCAAGUAACUCCAAACAGGUCCAGUACUCCACAGAACUUCACAGGAAGGGAGUUUGGGGGGCUUUAGCAAUUAGGUUGCUAUGCAGUAUCUAAGCAGUUAGACUGCUUCUACAUAUAGGCAUUAUUAAUAAAUAAGUGAUGUAAGACAGAAAUAUCAAUGCUUGAGGCAUAAUUAAGGACACCCCAAAGGCCAUGUAUGGUUAGGGACAGCUAUUAACCUUAUUAUAAUCAGGAUAAAGCAUGAAAUCGUAUAUAUCUGUACUAUCACCAUAAGGAAGGGUAUAAAAUGCCACCUUCAGUUCCCAUUUCUAGGGGUGCGUCAGGUCCCCAAGACUGUGUAAACUGAAUCAGGAUCUCCUUUCUGAUGGGCUCCACUUAUGUUCCCUUCCAUCUUUGUUUCCAAUGGUCUCCAUACGUUCUAAAUAUGCCCAAUGCAAGCCUGUAAGUAGGAGCAAUGCAGGAAACCACUUUACUGUACUUACCUUAUUCUAAUCUUAGUGUAUAUUGAUCCUUUCCCAUAAUUUCAAUUAUAGUUGUCUGUACUAAAUAAAGUUUGUGUUUCACCAAAUUCCAUCUUUUCAAUUAACUUUAAGUAGCCGCCUAGGAAAAAAACCUGUUAUCUGAGAGAAGUGCACGGUGUUACACUCCAAUACAUAAUCUUGUAAGUGUGAUAACUGUUCAGGCAACAACUUGCUGACAACAAUGUUGAAAGAGAUGGUGCAAACUACAUUAAAAAAGUAAAGAAAACUUACCACUGAAAA
Molecule: messenger RNA, 3240 nt
Organism: Chrysemys picta bellii (western painted turtle)
Lineage: Eukaryota; Metazoa; Chordata; Testudines; Emydidae
Source: RefSeq, a predicted model, not a curated record